AUGGCUGAGCUGGAAGCUGACCAAGAGAUUCAACAGAUUGUUGACAAGUUCUGGGCCAUAGUUGAGUUAGCCCUCUAUGAGCAUCCUGACAAUACAGCGGAUUUGCAAGCAGCACUGGAUGAAGAGGCAGGUGAAAUGUGGGAGAAAGUGCAAACGAUUCGAGAGUGUGCGAAUGAGAUCCGCUUGUUGAUUGGUACUGCAAUGGAUGAAGGAGAUCCACAGGUGCAGGACAAGGACUUGGCGCUUGACGAUCCUGACAAACUCUUUGAUGUCAUGGCAGCAGUCCGCGAUUUUGCAGGCCAAAUGGUGCAUCCAGACAAACACUGGAAGUGGAGAUCGGCUUGUGAAAAGAUUAUUUCUGCAACUCGAAGAGCUGAGGAGCUGCUGCGGCCAUUGCUGGAGACGGAUGUUUUCCCUAACAGGUCUGAUGUGUUCACACAUCCUACCGCCCCAUCUCACUCGCAGGCUCCACUUGCAGGAAGUGUCACAGUAGUGACAUGGAAUGUGACGGAAGAAACUUGGGGAGAGGAAGAUUCAGACGCUUUUAACCUUCCUGACGCCGUUGCAGGGGGAGAGACAGAAGCAAGAAUAGGCACCCACUGCUGGAGUUGCGAAACACACACAAGAACACCGACCACCCUGAAAUUGCUGUGUUGUGCUGCAUAAUCUGGGCAACUUGAGUCGGCAUGCUAGAGAUCUCAAGCAAUCAGAGCAAUACUGCCAAGAGUCCUUAAACAUGAAGUGCUCCUUGUAUGAGCAUGAGUAUCACCCCGAGAUUGCCGUGACACUGAAUGAGCUAGGCAACCUGAGUUGGAAGGCUGGAGAUCUCAAUCAAGCGAAGCAGUACUGCAAUGACUCCUUGAGAAUCA
Cladocopium goreaui is the source of this 869-nucleotide messenger RNA. NCBI's taxonomy places the organism in Eukaryota, Dinophyceae, Suessiales, Symbiodiniaceae. The record is from the annotation of a GenBank genome assembly.